AUGGCAGGUCAAGAUGUCGAUUUUGAUUCUUUGCUGUCCGCCGCGGGCGAGCUUGGUCCCUACCAACUUUACAUGUCCUUCGCGAUGUUUCCCUUCUACACAUUUGUUGUAUUUGUAUACUUCACGCAAAUAUUCUUGACGGAAGUAUCUCCAAACCAUUGGUGCAGGAUCCCCGAGUUGGAAAACUUGACUGAAAUCGAAAGACGUGAUUAUGCAGCGCCCCCAGACAACUCUCGCUUUGGAUAUUCAAGAUGUUCAACUUAUGAUGUGAAGUGGGCGGACGUAGUUUUAACAGGAAAGAAACCUGACAGCAAUACGCCAACUAUUCCUUGCCAACAUGGAUGGGAAUUCAAUAAGAGUGAAAUACCGUAUCCAACAAUCACCAGUGAAAUGGGAUGGGUUUGUGAGAAAGACAGUUACCCUGCUACAGCACAGGCUAUCUAUUUUGUUGGUUCUAUAAUUGGAAGCUUGAUAAUUGGCUAUCUAGCAGACCGAUAUGGAAGAUUAAGUGCAGCCAUCAUCAGUACUCUUAUGGGAGGUAUCUUUGGAAUUCUUACUAUUUUCUCCAAAAAUAUUUAUGAUUUUUCAGUCUAUAGGUUUCUUACUGGGACCGCGUAUGAUUCUUGUAGGAUAAUGGCAUAUCUUAUUUGCUUAGAAUUUAUUGUUCCUAAACACAGGAGUUCUGUGUCAAACGUAACCUUUGGCGUAUUUUAUUGUUUAGCAGUCAUCGUUUUACCGUGGAUAGCUUUAGCUUGUGGAGAUUGGAAAAUAACAGCUUUGGUGACGUCAAUUCCUCUUUUAACUGUAAUACUAGCUCCACUUUAUCUCCCAGAAAGUCCAAAAUGGUUAAUUUCUAAAGGACGAGUAGACGAAGCUAUCAAGAAAGCUGAAAGAGUUGCUGAAGUAAACAAGAAAGUGAUACCACCGGACCUCAUUGAAAAAUUUAAGGUAAAUGCUUUGAAUUGUGAAGAAGCCAAGGACAUGAGCAUUCUAGAAGUGUUUAAAAGACCAUGUCUAAGAAAUAUAUUCCUUAUAAUAUGCCUUCAGUAUACUCUCGUAGCAGUGACGUUCGACGCAUUGUUUAGGACAAUUAAUUUAUUAGAUUUCAAUUUCUUUAUUUCAUUUACACUAAUAUCAUCUACAGAGCUUCCGUCCUCGUUGGUGGUUGGAUUCAUAAUGGACGUAUUUGGAAGGAGAGUCCUCAUUUUCGUAUUAUUAGUACUUACUUCAGUAUUUGGUAUAAUGACUACAUGUUUCUCUGGUUGGCAAUCAGUAGCAUGCGCCGUGUCUAUGAGGUUUGUUCUAAAUAUGGCAUAUAAUAUCUCAAUUCAAUGGGUCCCGGAAGUAAUGCCCGCCGCAGUAAGAGCGUCUGGUGUCAACAUAGCUCAUAUAUGCAGCUCUUUUGCCAUGAUCUUCUCCCCAUACAUAGUCUAUUCAGAGGUAUACUAUCGUUCCCUACCGAUAUUGAUAUUAUCUGUUUGUUCGUUAGUGGCUGCAGCAACCGCAAUAUUUUUACCAGAAACAGCUAAUAAAGUAAUGCCUCAGACAUUUGAUGAUGCUGAGAAACAAGCAAAAGAUCAUAAGCUAUGGGUUUUCGCAUGUAGUUGGAAUAAAACUGUUAAUAAAGAUUUAAAAACAUAG
Pieris macdunnoughi is the source of this 1641-nucleotide messenger RNA. NCBI's taxonomy places the organism in Eukaryota, Metazoa, Arthropoda, Insecta, Lepidoptera, Pieridae. The record is from the annotation of a GenBank genome assembly.